CGGCCAGUACUCGGAAUGCCGGCCAUGGUACGCAAAGGCUGUAAUUUGAUAGAAGCCGUGGAAAAUGUCUCUGACCAGUUCCUUCGCCUAACAAAGCGAUUCCUGCCUCACCUGGCUCGCCUCUGUUUGAUCAGCACCUUCCUAGAAGAUGGCAUUCAUACCUGGUGGCAGUGGAAUGAACAGAAGGAGUCCCUCCAGAUGUCUGGGAGUAGCAGCCCUCUCCUGGCAUUCAUUUUGGGGAUGAUCAAUACAUUUGGGCAGCUGGUGGGAUGUGUGUUGAUUUUAGUCCAGAAGUUUGUUCCUUGUGCCUGUUUUGUGCUGUUUGGAAUCAUUUUCAUGCAAGUCAUGGCCUUUGGCCUUCUGUGGAACCUGAGAUUCCUAAUGAGGAACAUUGCUUUGGCUGGUGGUCUGCUGUUUCUCUUAGCCGAGAGCCGGGCAGAAGGGAAGUCCAUGUUUGCUGGAGUCCCCACCUUGGACUGUACCUCCCCACAGCAGUACAUUCAGCUGGGAGGAAGAGUUCUUCUCCUCCUCAUGUUCAUAUCGCUCCUACACUUUGAAGUGAACGUAUUCACUAUCUUCCAAGAUGUCUCUAAAAUGGUUCUCGUCAUCCUGGUGGCCAUUGGAUUCAAAACAAAACUAGCUGCUCUCACUCUUGUGAUCUGGCUGUUCCUCAUCAACCUGGUGGAGAACCCAUUCUGGAUCAUCCCAGUCAACAGGCCCCUUCAUGAUUUUAUGAAGUAUGACUUUUUCCAUACCACAUCAGUAAUGGGAGGCCUUCUCUUGGUGGUAGCCCUUGGACCUGGGGAAAUUUCAAUGGAUAAACACAAGAAGAAAUGGUGAAUAGCACAGCAAAAUAAUGAAGAAAAGAAUGAAAAGAAAUGGAUUUAUUGCCUUCUUGACUUUUAACUCUCUCCUUGGGGAGCAGGAGAGUGUGACCCCUAUCUACUCAUAUCCUCCAAA
Gracilinanus agilis (Agile Gracile Mouse Opossum) is the source of this 960-nucleotide messenger RNA. Its product is annotated as surfeit locus protein 4-like. The transcript has 6 exons. Gene Ontology annotation, cellular component: endoplasmic reticulum; endoplasmic reticulum-Golgi intermediate compartment; membrane. Gene Ontology annotation, biological process: Golgi organization. Lineage: Eukaryota; Metazoa; Chordata; Mammalia; Didelphimorphia; Didelphidae. The coding region runs from base 16 to 840 and encodes 274 amino acids. The record is from RefSeq and is a predicted model, not a curated record.